AUAACGCACGGUCGUCCAUUCAUUUCAGUGACACAGAGUAGGUAGGUACAUGUUCUUGAGCAAUGUCACUCAUUCAGUAUUCGUCCGCAUGUCGGCUGUGCUUGGGAAGCAAUACCACCUUCUACGAGAUAUUCAGCAACAGAGCCAUUGAGGAGAAGAUUCGCAACGUCUUCAAGUUUACAGUGAAGAACAACUACCGACUGUCGCACCUGAUUUGUUUGACCUGCCACGAAAGCUUGAUCCGGUUUGAUGAAUUCGUGAAUCGCGUCGGUUACAAUCAGCAGUUUUUGGAACGCAUUCAGUUCGAUGGCCUCCAUGCAACAGUUCCGCUGAAUACGGUGGAAGCAGGCCAUGGUACGGUUCACAUUGCACUGAAACUACCGGAGGAACCACCGCAGCAGCCUGGCUCGGAGUGCGGUGAAAUCGUCGAAGCAGGCGCUGCCCGUUCUUCGGAUGUUCGGAAACCGAAAAAGAAGAAAACGCCCAAGAACAAGGGGGAUGAAUUGAUCAGGCAAAACAUGACCCUGUACUGCGACAUUUGUGGCGAACGGUCGCAAUGUUUCGAAGAUUACUCGGCGCUGCAGAAACACUUCAAGGACAAGCAUGAAACUCGCGGCUACGUCAUGUGCUGCGAGAAGAAGUUCAUCCGUAAGGACCGGCUACUGGACCACAUUCGGCUCCAUCUGGAUCCGGACGCGUUCAAGUGCGCCGAAUGUGAUCACCGUAGCAAGAGCGCAGUGCUGCUGGAUAUCCACCGGCGGCAGCACAAUGCCAACGGCCAUCGGUACGUUUGCCACGUGUGCGACAAAACGUUCGUGACCAAGGGGCAGCUGUACAACCACAUGCCGAAGCACGGUAUCAAACGGUACGCCUGUGAUGUGUGCGGGAAAGGGUUUGGCCACAAAUUCAGUAUGACGAAGCAUCGCAUAAUGCACGACGUACCGGACAAAUUUAUCUGUGAUAUUUGCGCCAAGCCGCUGGCCACGGAAGACAGCUUGAAGGCGCACAUCCGCGCUCACAGUGACAAAUCGUACAACAAAGUGCAGUGUAACUUCUGCGCCAAGUGGUUCAAAAAUGAGGAAACCCUGCGAUCGCACCAAAACGCACGGCACAAGGACCAGCGGGAACAUCGAUGCGAACAGUGCGACAAGCUUUAUCCCACCGGAAGUGCCCUGCUGGAGCACGUCCGGAUGGUGCACCGAAAGGAACCAAACUUUGGCUGUGAGCAUUGCGAUAAGAAGUUCUACAAACGGGCGAUGUUGAAGGAACACGUCAAAAGAUCGCACAGUGGGCCCACUCCGAAGGCUCUAUUCCAGUGUGAGUUUUGCGACAAGGAGUACCUGCACAGCAACAACUAUUUCUUCCACCGGAAGAAGGCUCACCCGGCGGAGUAUGCCCAGCUGCGGCACGAUCGAGAGCAGCAGCGGGAUGGAUUGGUGCAGGUCCAGGAUGGGGCGGGAAGUACGCCGACGACAUCCGGUCAAUAGACAAUCGUUA
Aedes albopictus (Asian tiger mosquito) is the source of this 1497-nucleotide messenger RNA. Its product is annotated as zinc finger protein 883-like. Lineage: Eukaryota; Metazoa; Arthropoda; Insecta; Diptera; Culicidae. The transcript has 6 exons. Gene Ontology annotation, biological process: regulation of transcription by RNA polymerase II. Bases 63 to 1487 code for a protein of 474 amino acids. The record is from RefSeq and is a predicted model, not a curated record. Gene Ontology annotation, cellular component: nucleus. Gene Ontology annotation, molecular function: RNA polymerase II transcription regulatory region sequence-specific DNA binding; DNA-binding transcription factor activity, RNA polymerase II-specific; zinc ion binding.